Alligator mississippiensis (American alligator) is the source of this 722-nucleotide messenger RNA. Its product is annotated as histone H2A type 2-C-like. The record is from RefSeq and is a predicted model, not a curated record. NCBI's taxonomy places the organism in Eukaryota, Metazoa, Chordata, Crocodylia, Alligatoridae. The transcript has a single exon. Gene Ontology annotation, cellular component: nucleosome. Gene Ontology annotation, molecular function: structural constituent of chromatin; DNA binding; protein heterodimerization activity. Bases 44 to 433 code for a protein of 129 amino acids.
UUUUCCAAGCAGCGGUUUCGUUUGUCAGCACAGCAGAGCUGAGAUGUCUGGGCGCGGCAAACAAGGAGGCAAGGCUCGGGCCAAGGCUAAGUCGCGCUCGUCCCGCGCUGGAUUGCAGUUCCCGGUGGGCCGCGUGCACCGCCUGCUGCGCAAGGGUAACUACGCGGAGCGAGUGGGAGCCGGCGCGCCCGUGUACAUGGCGGCCGUGCUGGAGUACCUGACUGCCGAGAUCCUGGAGCUGGCGGGCAACGCGGCCCGCGAUAAUAAGAAAACGCGCAUCAUCCCGCGGCACCUGCAGCUGGCCAUCCGCAACGACGAGGAGCUGAACAAGCUGCUGGGCAAGGUGACGAUUGCGCAGGGCGGCGUGCUGCCUAACAUCCAGGCCGUGCUGCUGCCCAAGAAAACUGAGAGCCACAAGCCCAAGGGCAAGUAAAAGCGUUGCCUGGAAGCAGGUGGUUUUUUUUGUUUUUUUUUUUUGCUGAACAGUCUGAACCCAAAGGCUCUUUUAAGAGCCACCCACAACUUCAAAGGAAGAGCUGGUUACUAAAUUACAUGGAGUACACAAAGUCGGUUUGCUGUUGAACCAGUAGCUAGAGCAUACUAGACGUAAAUCCCAUACUGUUGGAAUACAUACUAAAGUGCAACAAACAUUUUUGCUAAACUGAAAACCCCUUUCAAGCCCACACUGCGUAUUUCGGGAGUCUUAGAAAAGCAUCACUGAA